This is a messenger RNA of Musa acuminata subsp. malaccensis (wild Malaysian banana), 497 nucleotides long. NCBI's taxonomy places the organism in Eukaryota, Viridiplantae, Streptophyta, Magnoliopsida, Zingiberales, Musaceae. The record is from RefSeq and is a predicted model, not a curated record.
CCCGUAAUCACAUAUAUUUAUACGAAAGCACGGCCUUUCGCUGCUUCUCUGUGCUAGGGUUUGCACUGCCGGAAUAGACCAGAAGAGCAGCGGGGAAGAUGCCGUCGCACAAGACGUUCAAGAUCAAGAAGAAGCUGGCGAAGAAGAUGCGCCAGAACCGCCCCAUUCCCCACUGGAUCCGCAUGAGGACCGACAACACCAUCAGGUACAACGCCAAGCGCAGGCACUGGCGUCGCACAAAACUAGGGUUUUGAGGGCGCCUUAGGUCUCCUUGCUCACCGCUCUUAGACAUUGAGUUCCUUUCUUGACUAUUUCAUUAUCAUCGAUAUAUUUCCUUGAAAAAAGCUCUUUCUCACGGUCUUUGAUUGAUUUUGCUACGAAGAGAUUGAGGAGGAUGAUCAUUUGCUUAACUAGUUGGAUUUAUCUAUUGGAAUGAUGCUGGUUCGAUAAAAUUUCCAUAAUGUGAAAAUAAAUCUUAAUGUGUGAUUUUGAUGCAU